AAAAGUGGGAGGAGGGAGAGAGACAGACAGAUUAAAAGAGAGGGUCAAAGAGGAAUAACAGACAGGAAAAAGAACAAAGACCAAUUAAAAGCCGGGAAAGAGCUUUUGAGAGGGAAGAAAAAAAAUUUUUUAAGAAAACGAAAAGUUGAAGAGAACGCAAACCAGAUGGCCAGAUCUAUCCACUCAUUGAGGAUGUUGUAGAGGCUGUCUUCCUGUUCGGGCACACAGUAGAGGUGCCGGUGCUCCUCCUUGCAGCCUGAGGAGAGAUGGGUGACUGGAGCUUCCUCGGGGAGUUCCUGGAAGAGGUCCACAAACAUUCCACAGUGGUCGGCAAAGUCUGGCUGACUGUCCUUUUCAUCUUCCGCAUGCUAGUGCUGGGCACAGCAGCAGAGUCCUCUUGGGGGGACGAGAAAGCCGACUUCCAGUGCGACACGUUGCAGCCUGGCUGUGAAAACGUCUGCUACGACCAAGCCUUCCCCAUCUCCCACAUCCGAUACUGGGUGCUGCAAAUUAUCUUCGUCUCCACGCCUUCCCUGGUAUACAUGGGCCACGCAAUGCAUACGGUACGCAUGGAGGAGAAGCGAAAGGUGAGGGAGGCGGAGAGGGCCAAGGAGUCCAAGGGCACAGACACCUACGAGUACCAGGCAGCCAAGGCUGAGCUGUCCUGCCGGGAGGAGCUGAGCGGAAGGAUCAUCCUUCAGGGUACCCUGCUCAAUACCUAUAUCUGCAGCAUCCUCAUCCGCACCGCCAUGGAGGUGGCUUUCAUCGUGGGCCAGUAUUUCCUCUAUGGCAUCUUCCUGGAAACCCUGCACAUCUGCCGCCGGAAACCCUGCCCCCACCCUGUCAACUGCUACGUGUCCCGGCCCACGGAGAAGAACGUUUUCAUCGUAUUCAUGCUGGCUGUGGGGGGUCUGUCCCUCUGCCUCAGUCUGGCUGAACUCUACCAUCUGGGCUGGAAGAAAGCCAAGCGCCACUUCACCCAGGCUUGCCCUGGCAGGGUGGAGGCCAUCCUGCCUCCUCCUCGGCCCGAGGUGGUCCAGAAUUGCACGCCACCCCCAGACUUUAAUGAGUGUGUAGAGGGCGGCUCCAGUGGGAAGUUCUACAGCAGCCAUUUCAGCAAUAACAUUGCCUCCCGGCAGAAUACAGACAACUUGGCAACCGAGCAAGUCCAGGGCCGGGAGGAGGCCGCAGGGAGGGCUUUUCUGCACAUGCAAUACGCCGAGGAGCCCGAGGUGGCUAAUGGGGUUUCCAACGCCCACCGCCUCCCCCAUAGUUACCACAGUGAUAAGCGCCGCCUGAGCAAGGCUAGCAGCAAGGCCAGGUCAGACGACCUGUCGGUGUGAUCGUGCUCAGGAUGGUGGCAGGGGGUGUGGGGGGAGGGGGAGGGCUGGGAAUAGGGAUGUAUGUCCAUGUUGAGCCUGUGCAUUAGGUAGGGGUCCUCAGUGUCCUCUCCUGGCUGCCCUGCUGGUUUGUUUGUUUGUUUGUUUGUUUUUUUGAGGCAGCUCUGAUCAUAAUAACCUUGCUCCUUUCUCCAGAAAUGGGGCAAUAUAGAGCAAGGGGGGAAGUUGGGCGCCAUACGUGUGGCGGGGGGCCAUCAAAGGAGCUCCCUCCUUAUCUUCACACACACUGAAGGUACACAGUAAGGACAUUUCAAGAGGCCUGAAGUGGGGCAGAUUGGGGCUGGGGAGCAAUUGUGGGAUGGGAUACUUUGCAAAAUCAUUCAGGAUUCCAAGAUUUUGAUUUAUGCCACCAGACAAAGGGCAUGCUGUUUGCCCGCUUUGCUAAGAACAUGCAAGAGGGCCCAGAGCAGCCUUCAGAACCUCAGCUAGCCCACUCAUCCCCAUGCUUACCACAGCUUUACAAGUACCACCUUGGCAAGUCUUGGUGAAAUGCCUGGACCCACUGAGUCUUCUAAGUUUUCUCAGCGUUACUUAUUCCCACUGAAGUUGGUCUGUGAGAUCCAUAUAUAGAUCCCAUAUAGAUCCCAGCCCAUAGCGUGGGCCUGGCCAGCUUUGAUCAGUCAGGUUUACCAAGGUGCUGUCUUCCCAAGGCUGCCCUUUUGGGUAGAAGUUAGGGCCCACAUAUUGUCUUGGUGUCUCCCUUUCCUCUUCCUGACUUAAAAACAGGCUCUUGGGCCCUUAAUCUUGGCCAAUAGCUUCACUUUUGCAAGUGCCUCUACACCAAUGCCUGACUUUGUGAUAUCAGAAGGAAAUACUUUCUUGGUUAUGUUGCCUACCCAGGGAUAUGUUCAUUCUACCAGUGUGCCUGCCUCUGCACUAGUUUACUGAGCAAAUUGACUUUACUUGAAUGUUGGAAACCACCCACAUUCCAACUUUCUUUGCAUCUCAAUCAGUUGUUAGAGGCUCUUCUUUCUUCUCCCUACUCUAGACUGCUUCACAUGCCCCAUCCUCUCCAAGAACCAAAGGUCAUGUCAAUAGGAAUGCAUAUGGGGAAUCAUAGUUCCACCAGUGAUCCUUCUUUGGGAUACUGAUCGCCAGCGGUGUCUCUCCACAUCUUUAUGAAAACAAAUUCCAAAGGGGCAUCAUAGUUCUCAGAGAUAGAUCCAAAUCCUAUUGCUAUGAACCAAAAAGAGAGGUUGGCAGGAGGUGGGGGUGGGGGUGAGAGGUGGAGGAAACACACUGGAAAGGUCCACUCUGCAUCCUCCAUCUUAUUUCUCCAGAAGACUUUCAAGUUGGUGCCCAUGGGAAGUACUAGAUCACCAGCUGUGUGGAGGCAUCCAGUUCUGUGAUCUCCCUGAAGAAGUUUGGUUUGAGGACAGCAGUAACAAGGAUUUCCUGUACUCCCGUUGGAAGGGGCCAGGACUGGGGAUAUGGAAGUUCUAUUCUUUCUCCUAAAGCACCUAUUUGUUUGAUCCAGGGUGGUCUAUGGAAGAAGUCGUCUUGUUGCUGCACAGAUCUGCCUACUUAGGCCAUCCUUUGGGGGUGGUCACCAAACCAGGUGGACGAGGACUUCCAAAACUGGACUCUGGUAUUCAGAGAGGAAAGACAUCCUCUGCAUUUCUGCCCACCCACCACUCCCAAUACGUUUUUAGCCUAAGUGCCUAAGGGGGUCUGCAUAAGUGAGGUAGGGUCCAAAGACAGGGCUUAUGAGCCUAACCAAAUAAAGAAAGAACUAGUCAUUUCUGGCUUCAAAUGCAACUCUUAGGUGUUACAAUUCCUCUUUAUCUCUUGAUGCUCUUUUGAUUUGGGGAGUUUCUCUUUUUCCCUUUCUGUCUCUGGUUUUAUGAAUUGUUUUUUCUUGAAUUAGACACUCUGUGAGGC
Molecule: messenger RNA, 3281 nt
Organism: Vombatus ursinus (common wombat)
Lineage: Eukaryota; Metazoa; Chordata; Mammalia; Diprotodontia; Vombatidae
Product: gap junction alpha-5 protein-like
Exons: 3
Coding region: 267-1343 (358 amino acids)
Biological process (GO): cell communication
Cellular component (GO): connexin complex
Source: RefSeq, a predicted model, not a curated record